AUGUCCAUCUUCUCAGGAAUUCGCAAGAGCCGUCAGCAGGCCAAGGAGCACAAUGCCAAGCUCGCAGAACAAAAAAAGCAGGAAGAGGAGAAGAUACCCUACAAGCAUGUACCGACACACGCCGCCACAGACGCCUUCGCCAGCGCGCCGCCGAGUUGGCGGGAGGCGGACCGCCCUCGUAUUGUCGAACAAAACCGGAGGAGGAGCGCAAUGGCAGCCAGUGGCCACCACAUGAAUAUGCCUGGCGUUCCUCGCGUCGGCAGCAGUCUGUCUCACGUUUCCUAUCCGGGACAAGGGGUCACCCCAACCGUUCGUCUACCUCGGGCCUACAGCUACAACGGAGUGUCGCCUUAUGCAAUGCAUGGUCGAGAGGUCGUAUACUCAGUUCAGGACGGUUCGUACUCUCAGCCGCAGUUGAAGGGCAAGGAAAGCAUCAGGGGGGUUGGCUACGACCAGCAACGCAUAAGCCCAACCCCUAGCAAAGGAGACGACCCCUCACCAGUAGAGAGCUCGGCGGGGUCCACCAGCUCUCAGGACGACCUCGAAAUGCGUUCAGCCCGGCCUGCCGCGACGAGACCGACGGAAGUAGUGACGCACCGAUUGCACCCCGCUCACAAGCGACGUACAUCAGACGCCUCGGUCGAGAGGCUGGCCUUGACGAACUCGGCAAAGGGCAUUGGCUUCUCUCACUACGGCCGAGACUCGCGUCCACCACCAUCAAUGAGAGGAUUUGCCUCUAUCAACCAAGUCGCCGCCCCUCUUCCUGCGCCUGUGGCUGUUGCCCCUACAGUCAUGGCUCAGACACAACCGCUCAACCUUCAAGUACCCGCAGCUGGGUCGUCAGCAUCUAGCACUGAUCAGACGUCGCGUCAAUCUUCCACCACUUCCCUUCCAGGCCUCACACCUGCGUCGUCGAGGCCGGCCCUGUCAGUUCCUACAACUCCCGCAGUUACAACCGCCACACAGAGCGAGUAUUCGUUGAGUUGGAGCCAAAGCGCUGAACCAGACUUCACAAGUGCUGCGGAGCACGCCAGUGAGGCCCCUACAGCUCCUCAGACGAGAAGCAAGGAGAGGAGGCCGGCUAGGACAGCUCGCUUCUCGGAGUUGGAGCGUAUCGAUUCGAUGGGGUCAGAGACGAUGCAGGGGAGAAGCUCAGCCCCGAUUCCACCUCCAGUCGCACACGAGGACAUCAUCAACAUAUUUCCCGAGCCGGCGUCAAUGCCUGAGCCUGUCACCUCAUCGAGCAACAAAAGCAAGAGAUUGUCGAAGAGCGGCGGCAAGCUGCUGAAAAAGUCACGCUGGUACAGCUCUAAGCCUUCGGCAGUUGCCGUCUAA
Purpureocillium takamizusanense is the source of this 1335-nucleotide messenger RNA. RefSeq lists its product as uncharacterized. The record is from RefSeq and is a predicted model, not a curated record. The coding region runs from base 1 to 1335 and encodes 444 amino acids. NCBI's taxonomy places the organism in Eukaryota, Fungi, Ascomycota, Sordariomycetes, Hypocreales, Ophiocordycipitaceae. The transcript is spliced from 2 exons.